CGUGUGUGUUAUCUCCGCUCGGCGUUAUCUCUCCGUUCCCUGCCAUGACCACACGCGUGACGGUGGCCACGGCGAGAGCAGCAGGGAUUAUAUAGGGUGCCAGUGAGGACCAGGUUGUGGUAGGGCGCGACAGGCUGUCCCUCCUGCCCUCACCCACCACCAGUACGUCCACCUCAUCCUGCAGAGAAGAGCCAUUACCACGUGAGAACAAAUCGUUUGCGCUAGAGGCUCUCUGACACCGUGAAGUGAACCCGGGGCGGAGAAAUGGGGCAUGUGUUUAGCCGAACAAACAAGGAAGUGAGGUGGAAUGGGUGCUAUGGAUGACUGGAACAGGAAUCAUUAAGUGAGCGUCGAGGAAGAGAGGAAAAGAAAGUGAUUGCUUAACAGGCGUUAUCAGCACACCACAAGGAAACAGUACUUACAAGGGUUGGGCCUGGAGAUUGCUGCACGCAGUGAAGAGGAGAGAGAGACUCAAGAGAAGCCUUCGUUGAGAGUGGCUUCUCAACCAUCACAUUACAAGACUAGAAAUGGCAGGCCAUGGGCGACCCAUUGUUAACCCAGAGGAGGCUGCCCGGUCAAGGAGAAUAGCCUUACCCGUCUCCCUCACAAGCCGCCUCCAGACCAACACUUGGCGGCAGGUGUUUACUUCUUUGAGGCCGCUUGUCGCCCACACCCGGCAGAGAACCUUAAAUACAUAUGCUCGAAGGCUUCAUCAUCGACAACUCACACACCAGUCAAGAAGAGGUAGGCCUGAGGAGCAAUCAUUUCCUGAUGAGAGGGAGGAGUCUCCUGUCUGGUCAGGGUGGCCAUCACUGUUUGGUUCUCAGCCACAACAGCAGCACCCAGAAGGCAGUGCAGGGCAGAGGCAGGCAGAGGCCAGUCAGAAUGUUGUAAUAGACAUUGAGGCUGGUGGCAGUCCUGAUAGGAGCCUCCCCAGCACCAUUGAUCUCUCAAACAGUGAACAGUUCACACACACCAUAGAUGGGGAGGGUCCUGGCGGAAUGAGAACGAGAGAACCUCCUGACCAUCUCGACAAUACUCCCUCACAACUAGAACCAUUACUACCAACAGCAGCCUCGGGUGUAACAGCAGUUGCGGGUGAAAAUGGUAAUACUUCAGAUGCUGCUAAUGAGGACAAUGCCAAUAACAGAAGUGCCAGUGAAUCCCUGACGGAGCUGCUGAGUCAGUUCCCAGAGGUUCGCAGUGGCCUGCUGGUGGCUUGGAAUUACUGCAUCUUCCUCUUCAUUCUUCUUGCCAAGGCUGUCUUUGAUCAUCUUACAGGACUGAUGGUCAUCUUAACAUUAGUCAUUGGGUUUCUAUGGAGCAACAACAUCGUGAAAAAGGCUGUGUCUCAGCAGGGGAGGCGGCCCAUCAAGCCCCUGCUCGCUCUACUAGUGAACUUGCCUGCAGGCGUCUUCCUCUUGUAUUAUUCCUACAGAACUGACAAGUUGUUCUACAGUGCUCUGCUCAUCCCUCCUGAACAUGAGGGGUUCGGAGUACUGGACCUCAUGUGGAUAGUGAUCGUGUCUGACUAUGUGCUGAAGCUGGCCACUGUUUUGGUGAAAACUGUCAUCACCCUCAUGCCUCACUCAUUUAUGCAUUACCAAAACAGGGGCAAGUACUUUCUGGUGGUUGAGAUGGGGUCUCAGCUAUACCGGUGUCUGGCGCCCAUACAACCCUGGCUCUCCUAUCUGCUGGAUGGCUAUACCGGUCCCCCCAAGGUCCUGGGAGUGUUUUUCUCGGCAGCGUACAUGGUUUGCAAGGGCCCAGACAUUGUUACCAAGAUGAAGUGCUUUCAAGGAGCCAUCGUUAAGUUUGUCAAUAGCGUGAAUUAUGGCUGCACCCCUAGUAAAGCCCAGCUGGACGAUGCAGGCGGCCUCUGUCCCAUUUGCCAUGAUGACUUCUACUCCCCCACAAUGCUGCGGUGUAAGCACAUCUUCUGUGAGCAGUGUGUCGUCACUUGGUUUGACAGAGAACGGACUUGCCCCAUGUGCAGGACUCAGGUGGCUGAUGAUCCAGCAUGGAGGGACGGCAGCACGACAAACUUCCUACAGCUGUAUUAAUACUGGUUAGAGAUGUGGCUAACAUUACAUAAGUGGCAUGUCAUGUCUUCAAGCAAGUAUCCAGGGGUUACUUAUCAUCAUUACAAGUAGACUUUAUCAUCAAAUGGCUGUUUAAUGUUUUCCAAUAAAUAAAUAGGGACCAAUUCCUUGGUGCUCAUCUCAUAAUAUACAUUACAUAAACUCAUAAUUAACUGCAUAUAGCUAUGGUUAGGCAGUUGAAUCAACUACUAAUAUGGUUAAUUCAACACGUGGAGAAAGUCUUUUAUAACUGUAUUGCCAUGCUUUUGUUUUUGAGGGAUCUCUAGUCACUUCAAGUAUAUUUUAUCUCAUUAAUUUAUCAUUGUCAGCUUUUUUCCAUUGCCUGGACACACAGUCAGAUUUGAGAGCACUGCCUGUUACAUCAUUGUGCUGACAGAAGUGCUGUUAAAAAAUUUAGUACAUAUGAAUUUUCUAAGUGGUUAUGAUUUAAAAUUUAAUACCACUAAUAGGUAUAAUAUCAUACCAAUACAUUUAUAGCAAGUUUAAGCCAACAACAUUAUAAAAUUGAUGGCUUAAAAUUGAUACAUACAUAAAUCUCAUAACAUAUUAGUUCAUAACUGUAAGUGGGAAUGUCUUAACAAUGCAAAAUAGUAUUGGGAUAGAUGAUGGGAACCCAAUCAGUGGUUUAUGUGAACUAAUUUGCUGAUUGUUACAAAAUGAAGUGUACCUGUCACUUGCCCCACCUUGCUUGUGGGAGACUUUACAAUGGGCAGCACUGUGCCAUCCACUCCCUUGGCUUGAGGAGAUGGAAAUACAAUACCUCUCAUUUGCUUAUGUAAAAGUGCAUCAGCUAAACGAAAAAUAGCAAGAAGCAGCUGGAGUUGCCAGGUUUUCUUUGCAAUGGUUUUCUUUUACAGGAAAGCAAGAUAAGCAAUGCUUUCUCCUCUUCUAUAUUUUCAUAUAAAAAAUGUUUAAUUCAAAUUAAAUAUUGCAGUAUUUCUUUCUCAUAGCCCUUGAAAUAUUGUAUUUCCAUUUCUUUCACACCAAGAGACUGAAUAGAGUGCUGCCCGCUGUAGUGUAGCACCUCCUCCACCCAUCUGCCACAUUUCCGGUUGACCUCCUAUAUCGUGGGGUCCUACACCCUUUUCUCUCUUUCCUUACUUGUACAAAAGAGG
Messenger RNA from Eriocheir sinensis (Chinese mitten crab), 3217 nucleotides. RefSeq names its product RING finger and transmembrane domain-containing protein 2-like. The transcript is spliced from 8 exons. Gene Ontology annotation, biological process: positive regulation of ERAD pathway. The record is from RefSeq and is a predicted model, not a curated record. Lineage: Eukaryota; Metazoa; Arthropoda; Malacostraca; Decapoda; Varunidae. Gene Ontology annotation, molecular function: ubiquitin protein ligase activity. Bases 528 to 2063 code for a protein of 511 amino acids.